CAACAAUGCAGUUGAAAUUCAUCUCAUCUGAGCUCAGUGAAGUUGUCUCGACACUUACCAGUCGACCGAAAGAAAGAAGCCCAGAAAUCGCCCUUGUUCGAAAAUCAACAAUCUUCAAGAUUAGGGUUUUUAGGGUUCGGGAAAUUUUUGCCUGUCUUCUCGAUUCCCCCUCACCAACAGCGAAUCGCGAUGCCAGAACGUGGAGAGGAUCUAUGAAAAACCGCGCGGCAUGGCCGAUUCCAUGGAAGGAGGCUCGGGAAGAUUUUUGGGUUCGGGAAGGAAGCUCGGGAAGAUUUUAGGGUUCGGGAAAGGAGGAAGGGGGUUUUGCUUCUCGUGGGUUGUUCGUGGUUCGGAAAGGCUCUCGUCGUCGUCGACGACUACCGCCGCCGAUCUGGAGAAGGGGGAGCGUCGUGCUUCGUUCGUCGGAGAAGAGGGAUUUCUCUGGAAUAUCGACUCGGGGAAAGGGAAGGGAAAAAUGGUGACGAUAGAAAGUGACUGAGGAGUAAAACUUCUCAUUUACCGUUGCGACUUUUUUUUCCACGUGGAAUUCACUUGUUCGGCGAUAAAAGCCACGUCGGUUGGUCCGUUUGUCCAGUCAGCCCGUUAACUUACACUGUCAAACAAUUGGACGGAAGUGGCUAUUUCUGGUAUUUCGCCAAAAGUGGCUAUAUUUGGCAAAACCGUCAAAGUUUUGGCUAUACAGGUGCAUUUGGCCAAUAUAGAAACAUCAUCACUAAACUUCAAUGAUAACAUUUUUAAUAUAUAAAGAUGAAGUGAGUGCAAUGACAAAAAUGACCUUACUAGAAUCACUUUCGGAUCACGAAAUUUGAAGUGAGAUAAUUUUAACCCAUAUUUACCCUUUUAUGCAUCUUGUAGAUUUACAUUUCAAUUAAUCAGACAUCUGCAGUUAGAGGACAUCAACUCGCCUAUGAUUGAAACAAGAACAAUUUUAUGAAGUUUAUAAAAAAGAUAAUCGGACAAUCAAUAAACAAUGAUCUCCGGAGCUGAGACCUUAAUAUAUAUCGUCAUCCAUAAUUAAAUUACUAUAUGGAACGACGGUACAGAAAGAAAUGACAUUCUAAAGAGUAGAUCAUGAAGACAUUUAUAUAUGGAUCAUUUAACGCUACAGUGUGAUAGACAUCUCGUAUGUUCGUCAAAUAACGCCCAACACAGGACAUUGGUAAGCCAAAAUCACAGUUGCUUCGACAAAGAUUCUACCUGUGUUUAAUGAGUACUCUCAAUAUAAUAUGAUGAUAUGA
This is a messenger RNA of Linum trigynum, 1259 nucleotides long. Lineage: Eukaryota; Viridiplantae; Streptophyta; Magnoliopsida; Malpighiales; Linaceae. The record is from the annotation of a GenBank genome assembly.